Molecule: messenger RNA, 1198 nt
Organism: Onychostoma macrolepis
Lineage: Eukaryota; Metazoa; Chordata; Actinopteri; Cypriniformes; Cyprinidae
Product: PWWP domain-containing DNA repair factor 4-like
Exons: 14
Coding region: 310-1104 (264 amino acids)
Source: RefSeq, a predicted model, not a curated record
GGCAAGUGUGCCUUAUCCGAGAAGAAUUUUGGAACUUUGGAUUGUUGAGGGACAUGGACUCUCAUAUAGGAAACGCCUGCAUGGAGCUUAUUUGUGAAAUGGCUCGGCAAAUUGGCAAGGACAUAUACAUUGAGGACUUGUAUGUUGUCACUGUAUGUACAACAUUGUUACUGGAUUACCGGAAGAUUCAGACUUGAAAGACCUGGUAGUCUUUCCAGCAUGGACACAUGCUAAUGGACCAGACCACUUCGUUGUCUGUGCAAAUUGCUUACCAAGUUGAUCAUAGGACAUGGACUGAAAAGACUGGAUAUGAUUUUCCAGCUUUGCCACGUCAGACAAGAGGGAAUGAUUGUGGUGUUUUUGUACUCAUGUACAACCUCUCAAUGGUGUGUGGCAUUGGGUUUCAGUUCCAGGAGUUGGAUAUGCCUAUCAUCCGCCGAUGGUGGUGUCUUCUACUCAUGGAACGAUUUCAAAUUAAUGGCUAUCUAUGGGCGCAGAUUUGCUUUCUGGACUGAAGAGGCAAGAAGUGUAUUGGAGGGAAAGACUCUGCCCCUUUUUAGGGUGGAAAGAAGAACCACAUCCAAUCUUCCGACACAUGUCCAAGCAGUUCAAGAAAGGGACAGGAAUGAAAAAAAAUUAGUGGACUUAAUUCUCACAUCAAAAUCAGCAGAGCAGCAUUUGGUGGAUAUACUCAGUGGGAAAAGGUCAAAGUGGUUUCCACCCCGUUUUCAAGUGCCUGUCUACAUUGAGAAUGAGCAGUCCCUGACAAUCCUUUGUAACUACAUGAAAGGAGUUCUUAAUAAAACCCAAAUGCAGCUGACCUACAAUGAUGAGGUGGAGUUCAUUUGUGGAUGUCUCCUCCCAGAGGCCAUUCAUGGCCUUUGUGAGCUGCAGGGCUUGUCUUGGCAGGAGGCUGAAGAGGUGUUCCUCCAGGGCCCUAUUUAUCAGUCAAGUGAAGUUGAGGAAUUUGACACAAGAAUUGCUCGAGAACUGAAAAAUCUCCCCAACAAGAAUACUCUGAUACCAGUGAUACGACCCUCACUGGCAGUGGAAAAUUCAGUCCCACUGCAGUCCCCAACAGCAGAAAAUGAAUGGCAGAGCUAAAGUUGCCUAAAUUUAGAAGGUAAGCUGUGUUUGGUCACAUUGUGGCUAUCUGUUUAUCUUGGACCUUGACUUCUGACUGUUUAUUGUAAUUAUG